UGUACGACAGUAAAUAUGAUUACUAUAAAAAUUAUUCUUUUACUUUAUCUGGCAGCAUACGUGGUGGCGUGUAGUGGCAGUGAUAAAUCAGCAAAAAAAGACGAUUCUACAGUAUUGUGUACGGAUGCUGAUGACAACGGGCUGGGUGAACCCAGUAAUCCACUAAACGAAGAUAAAUCAAUAAACGAAGAUAGCGAUGAUGAAGUUUACUACGAUACAGUUACGACUCUUAAUAACACUGGUUUUGAAGGUGUACAGGAUGAAAACACAGGCGGUGAGCAAAAUAUGCAAGUACAAGGUCUUGGUGGCAGUGGAUUGCCCUCAUCCAGGCCCAAAAAGAAAAACGUCCCAAAAUUAAAUAAACGUGGUACUGAUACAGGCGGUGUGCACAAUAGUAAUAAUACAGGUCUUGGUGGCAGUGGAUUGCCCUCGCCCAGUUCUAACGAGAACAACGUCCCAGGGUUAAAUAACCGUGGUGCUCCAGGAAGUAGCAUAGUUACUAUCAGUAGUUUUACUUUGUUCGGACAUUCAUAUCAUAAAAUAGGUGAUACAUCCCUUUUCCUUCAAGGUGGUAAACUCCGGAUCAACGGCAAAAUAGUCGAAGGACUUAACGCAAGGAAGAGGCCAAUAAGGCUAGAAUGGGGUGAUGGUGAACUCAAGGUCGACGGGGAAACCCAUGACGAAUUCAAAGGAAUAGAAGGAACAGGAAUAUGUAAUAUUAUAUGACGUUCGUGAAGCUAUAAAUCUAUAAUGAUAAAAAACUACUCAAUGUAUCUAAAUUCAAAAAUUAUUAACUGAUUAUAUAAAAAAAUUAUAAAAAUUUUAAUUAUGUUAAAAAAUAUGAAAAUAAAAGAAUGUA
This is a messenger RNA of Adelges cooleyi (spruce gall adelgid), 859 nucleotides long. RefSeq lists its product as uncharacterized. Lineage: Eukaryota; Metazoa; Arthropoda; Insecta; Hemiptera; Adelgidae. The coding region runs from base 16 to 726 and encodes 236 amino acids. The transcript has 5 exons. The record is from RefSeq and is a predicted model, not a curated record.